AUGGCCGCCAAGCACAAGAGCAGCUACUCGUGUCGUUGCGAGGACAAGGGCGAGAGAUGGAGCUACAAAGUUUACAGGGAACUCUUCGAAUGUGGGAAACAUGCGACACCAAGACGAGCCCUCGCCAGCCCGACCAGAUCAAUCCUUACCAGCCAGGCCAUAACAGCCCAAACCCGCCAGACCAGACCAGCCUCCACCAGCCAGUCCAGACCAGCGUCCACCAGCCACACCAGACCAGACUCCACGAGCCAGACCACGGCCAGACCGCAAGAAAAACACACCAUUAACCAAGCAUCGUCUGCGCUAAGAAAAGAAUCAAUAGCAGUAAAUACUCGCCGAGUGAAUCCCAAUAAAAGAAAGCCCAGAAUCAAUUCAGUGCAAACCAGCUUAACCUUUAACGAACUCAAACCUCUUUUAAAAAAAGGAACUGAAAUACAUGCCGCUCAAACUGACCUUACUUAUACUGGUAACGCCGAUAAUGAAGCUAUUCAAACUGAGACACAAGACGAUCACUUACAUGAUAAAACAUCUAAACUGAAUAAAACUCACCAAGUUGAAACCAAUCCUGUGGAAAAAAAAGAAACUCGCGAAGACCAACUAAGAAGAAAUGAUUAUUGUGAUCGAAAAACUGAAACUGUACUGAAUGAUAGUGACGAAGUUAUAAACAACUUUUUUCCUAUGGAACAAAGUGAUACUCAUGAAUAUCAACCAAGACGAACGAAUGAAGAAUAUCGUGAUCAGCUAACCGUAGUAAUUCGUGAAUUUUUCCAUGAUAUACCAGUUUAUCCAAAUACGAUUGGGAAGAUUAAGCAACAACGACUGCACAUUAUUGUUGAUUUUGUGGAUGAAAUUGCUGAUCUAUUUAUAUUUAUUAAUGAUGAAGAUUACUAUGAUAAAGUGGCACGUAAAAUUGAAGAAUGUUUAGGUAACCUGCCUAUGUGGGAACCAAAAUGUUAUAAGGACAAACACGCAUUUAGAAACUAUCUAGAGGAUAGAUUGUUCACAUUAAUAAAGACAUUUAAUAAAAAAUGGCAUAGUUUUAAAAUAAAAAAGAAUGAGAAUCUGGAAAAUGAAAUAAUGAAUUGGACACAGAAUUAUCUCUUAAAUACCACUGAAAAGGGCGACGUGAGUAAAAAACUAAUAAAGAAAAUAAAACGAAUACUAAAAUCCAGGAUCGACGAGAAACAUAUUAGGAGAGAAGAAACUAUCAAUAUUUUAGAAGAACUAUUACCUUACUUGCAAUUGCCUCAUGACAAAGAUGUUAACAUAUUAGCUGGUGAUUUAACAAAACUUUUAAAUGACUCUGAGGAAAAAUGUGAAAUUAGCGAUGAAUACAAAUGUACAAGAGAUAAAUCUUUGAAUGAUUAUCAAUUAGGAGAAAAGGCGGAAGAUGAAAUUAUCAGUGAAAUCACUAGUAUUCUGUUCAGCUAUGACGAUUUAAAUUCGCAUAGCAAGAAACGUAAUGUUGAUAAACAAAUACGGCGAAUACUAAAAUUAUCAGGAGGAUUUUCAGAUUCUGAAUCAUCAAGUUUGGCCAAAACUUUGGUGACAAAUGUAAGAGGUUGUUUGGAUGAAGAUCUUUAUACAAAAAAUUGUGGACGUAGUCUUUCUAGCUCAUUUCUGGUAUUAACAUCAGAGCAAGAUCUAUCAGAAAAGAUUAAUCCUCCAUUUCACUCAACACCUAAAAGCUAUGUACGAAGAAAAGAAAUUCCGAAACUCAACAAAGCAGAAAAAGUUUUCAUUGAGAAAGUAUCAGCAAUCAUUAGAACAUGGCUUGAUACUACAGACGUAACUUUUGGGACAAUGGAAGAGCAGGCGUUUAAAGAAACUGUUGUUGACGAUAUGGCAAAUGAAGUUCAUAGUAUGGUAAAAGAAAUUGUCCAAUUACAAGUACCCGGUGGACCGAGAAUAAAUGAAGCAGCAAUAAAUAGCAUAAUACUAAAAGGAAUAAGGAAAUAUGACCUAUUUACACGACCUAUGACUGGAGAGUCUCCGCAAGUCGUAGAUCUUCGACGACGCAUUAUGGCUUUAGAUACUGAUCAUCUAUUAGAUAAAUCUGAAUUUUUGGAACCGCAGCACGGCAACAGACAAGCUAUGGAAAAUAUAAAGUUCAGAAAUAUUAAAAACAUAAAAAAUGACGCAGAUCCCAUUUACCGACCUAAUACAAUGGAUAUACUUGAAGAUAAUAUAUCUAUUUGGAUGAAUGAACAACCGUCUGACAUAUAUAAACCUUGUGACAAACCGACAAAAAACAAAUUAAUGCGAGAAGUUGCUACAAAUUUACAAGAAAAAAUUAUAAAGAGAAGUUCUGACAAUGAAAUAAAAAGUGAAUUAAAGCAAUGGCUAAAUAAAAUAGUAAAACCACAAAUGCAAAGAAAUGUUGAUGGGUUAGCAGAAAAUCUCAAAGACAGGAUUGUAAAACUGCCUCACGAUGAGACACUGGACAGAGUUCAUCAAAAAAGGAUUCAAGUACGGAAUGAAAAUAUUGAGACUGAAGACAAACUAAACGAGUUUAUUGAUAAAUAUAUAAGCCGAUGCAAUAUAGACGAUGAUGUUGUAAAUGGCGUUUUAAAAUUAAUGUUAUAUAGAGAGUUAUACAAAUUGAGUGAAGCAUCAAGGGAAGAGCUAUACAUUAACAGCAGUAAUGCGGCUUUUAAUACUGAUGAGUUUCGCAAGGAACUAGAAAUAGCUAGCGAAAUACAUGACUGGCUGAAAAACAUACCCUUUUACUAUCCUUUACUCAAACCCGGGCGUGAAACUAUAGAAUUCGUUCACAUUCUUGCAAGAAAUAUUGCUAACAUAGAAUUUGAGAGAAUUAAUAAUCCAAAUAAAAUGAAUUACAAUUCUUGGAUAUAUACUCGGAUAGCAACGCAUAUGCUGCAGAAAGAAGCGGAAAUUAAAGAAGAAGACAAGCUUAAAAUAGAUCACUACGCAGAACAGCUAUAUAUGCGUAUUAUAAAUCUACGCAAAGAUGAGGAAAAUACAGAUGAACUAUGUAAAAUAAUUACAGAGCAUAUGAAGAAUUAUGAUGCUUUAUUGGCAAAAGAUUAUUUGAAGAAAAUAUUAUGGCGUCGUCGGCUAGGUGAUAAUGUUAAGAAUUUGUUGCUUGCGAAACCUACAGCUUCCCGAGUUGAAGUCGAAAAGGCUCUACAAAUGAUACCUUUACCACACGAUGAUUCUAUAUUUAAAUAUAAGAUGGAAAUUAAAUACAAUAUAACUAUUCAUGACUGGCUUAAGGGUCUACCACUAGUGCCACCAAAAGAUAACGAAGAAGAACAUGGAAGGAAAAUUAAGAUUCAAGAACUGUUACAAAAAAUAAUAGAAACCGAUGAAAGAAAAGCUGGACACCCUCACGACACACAAAUUGACGAUGACUUAGAUGACUACAUAGCUUCUUGGAUGUCCCAGUUGCAGUUUGAGGAAAAUGCUGACAUAAACAUCCCUGUGAUGGUUUCGCAAUUGAGGAGUGGGUUGAAAUAUACUAAAAGGUCGGAACUACAGACAAAGAAAACUUCGGAACAUGGGGUUAAUAGAUCAAUGUAUGUCUAUAUGUAA
This is a messenger RNA of Cydia fagiglandana, 3555 nucleotides long. RefSeq lists its product as uncharacterized. The record is from RefSeq and is a predicted model, not a curated record. Bases 1 to 3555 code for a protein of 1184 amino acids. The transcript has 3 exons. Lineage: Eukaryota; Metazoa; Arthropoda; Insecta; Lepidoptera; Tortricidae.